AGUCUUUAUUUUGGAAGGAAGAGAUGGAGCUGACCCUGGUCGGCCUCCAGUAUUCGGGAAAAACGACGUUCGUCAACGUAAUUGCCUCUGACGAAACCCUAAUUGGAGUGAUGGUUGAUGAGAUGAAGAGGCUGCUGAGGAAGCUGAUGUCCAAAUUUGUGCAAAUGGAUGUGAUCAGGAAAGCUGGGGAUAUCCUUAAUGUUGAUUACAGGAACAAGGAGAACUGGCAUGACACAGGCAACAUAGCAGUAUCACAUGAUGCCAGACAAUACAUGGAGCAAGUUGAAGACUAUCUCUGAUGCCACCAAAAAGAGGUUCUUUGACAGUGUAGUUAAUUUUUACACAAGUGUUGUGACCAAAAUGAACUUGGAAAAAAAAUGGUUGCAUUUUGUCUUAGCGAUUGUCG
Corythoichthys intestinalis (scribbled pipefish) is the source of this 406-nucleotide messenger RNA. Its product is annotated as ADP-ribosylation factor-like protein 8. The transcript has 2 exons. NCBI's taxonomy places the organism in Eukaryota, Metazoa, Chordata, Actinopteri, Syngnathiformes, Syngnathidae. The record is from RefSeq and is a predicted model, not a curated record. Bases 24 to 299 code for a protein of 91 amino acids.